Molecule: messenger RNA, 1480 nt
Organism: Cornus florida
Lineage: Eukaryota; Viridiplantae; Streptophyta; Magnoliopsida; Cornales; Cornaceae
Product: transcription repressor OFP1-like
Exons: 1
Coding region: 247-1323 (358 amino acids)
Biological process (GO): negative regulation of DNA-templated transcription
Molecular function (GO): DNA binding
Source: RefSeq, a predicted model, not a curated record
AUGAAUAAUUAGGCACCAAAGCUAAGCAAAAGCCUUUCUCCUAUUCCACCUGCUUUGUGCUAAUCUUUUCUUCCUGUGUGGACCCCAUUCUUAGCCCACUCCAAGGUCUUUCUCUAUUUAUUUUCCACACACAUCCCAAAAGCCAUAAAAUAAAAUAAAGAAAAAAAAAAAAAAAAGGAGAGACAAAGAGCUUCUACAUUCUACAUUUCAUCUCUCUCAAAGAGAAAUCAAAGAGAGGUGUUUGAGAUGGGAAACCACAAGUUUAGGUUAUCAGAUAUGCUACCAAAUGCUUGGUUUUACAAGCUGAAAGACAUGGGAAGAACCAGAAACCACAACACAACUCUCCCCACAAAGAAAAAACCACCACUUUCCUCAUCACGACCAACCAAACCAAAGCAGCCAAGCCUCUCCCAACAAAGAAAGUCCUAUUACUUCACAAGAGACCUCUCUCCACCACCACCACCACCACCGCCACAACCACCACUUCCUGACACAACAUCCUAUCACAAUUCACCUCCAGACCCAAAAAUCUUUGAAACCCAUUUCCAAGAACCAUCUAGAAAAUCAUCCAACAGGAGGCGCAGUAGCACCAGGAGAAAAAGAACCUCUCCCAGGCUUGUCACCUCCUCUGUCUCCGCCGUCUGCAACUGCCGAACCUCCCUCGAAUCCGUCUGGACUAAGCCGGAUUCGACGCCCGAAGACUACCCAAACUCUCCUGUUUACAGCUCCUCAGACAUUGAAUCAUUGCUACCUGAAUUUGGCUCUGACAACAAAACCAACAGUGACAUAGUCAUCGACAUUGAUAACAACUCAUUCAAUACAAAAUCUGAUUCAAUCAAUGUGAUUGAUGUUCUUGAACUCCCCCCAAUCAUAACCAAGAAGAGAGCAACUGAAUUGGUCGAUAAAAAGAGCAACGAAGCAACCAAAUUGGGAAGGAGCUCAUUUAGUAGCACUACUUCCAAGGAAGUGAAGACUAGUCCUGUUAGAAGAUUUUCAUCAGUGACUUCACCGGGAGUCAGACUUCGGACGAAUUCUCCGAGAAUCGUGAACCGGAGGAUACAGGGUCAUGGCCGGAAGAGCGUGUCCAACUCCCGGAGGAGCCUGUCGGAGACCUUCGCCGUGGUGAAGUCCUCGAGUGACCCACAGAGAGACUUCAGGGACUCAAUGGUGGAGGUGAUUCUGGAGAACAAUCUCAGGGCAUCAAAGGACUUGGAAGAGCUCUUGGCGUGUUAUCUUUCACUCAAUUCAGAUGUAUAUCAUGAUCUCAUCGUCAAGGUGUUCAAGCAAAUCUGGUUUGAUCUUAGUGACACCCAGUUGAAAUAAAUUCUGCUACAAUUGUAAUAUAUAUAUAUUUUCUUUUUUCUUAGAUAAAACUUUGAUGCCACAAAGUUCUGUAAUAAAAGUUUUUUAGUUUGUCAGAUUAGUCUUUUGUAUCUGCAGUAGUAUAUAAUAAUCCGAGAUUAUAUGGAUUUUAGUGAAA